Rhagoletis zephyria (snowberry fruit fly) is the source of this 783-nucleotide messenger RNA. RefSeq lists its product as uncharacterized. The record is from RefSeq and is a predicted model, not a curated record. NCBI's taxonomy places the organism in Eukaryota, Metazoa, Arthropoda, Insecta, Diptera, Tephritidae.
GUAUUGGAAAAAUUUAAAAGAGGAACCACUCAAGUUGACUGACAACAUCGAUAGAAUCUAUAAAAGCAACCAGCGUUGAGUUACGGAAUUGACUAAUUGAACAAAAUGCAACGCAUAGAACAACUCGCCGUUACAGCAAUGCUGGCUGUUGUUGUACUGUUGAUCGACAGCAGCGCCGCCACCGAGCAAGUAAGGACCUGUUAUACCUGCGAGGGCAUUAAUUGCCAAAGAACAUCACUCGUCAAAGAACAAAAGUGCCAGAAUGCCUUGGAUUAUUGUGUGACAGUAUUUGAUAAAUUUACCGUUUUGCAAAAGGGUUGCUCCCUCGAGGUGCCCAGUGCACUGCGUCGCCGCUGUGAUGCCAACACGGUCGAAUGCCACAAAUGUAAUGCGGAUCGUUGUAAUAAUCUAGGUCAACCGAAUUAUCUUUGCUUGCAGUGUGAUUCUAGCACGGAUGCUAAUUGUGCCAGCAAAUCCAGCGCGGUUAUGCCAGCACGUUGUCCAUCACCGACGGCGCCAAACUCCUAUUGCUAUGUGAAAUAUGAGGGCGGUGUCACUACACGCGGCUGUUCGACAACUGUUGCAGAUCAGCGAAGCUGUUAUUCGAAUGCCAAUUGUAUGCUAUGUUCACCUGGUGACCUGAAAGGCUGCAACGGCGUUGAUUUUGCGCCCGGCACACGUGCCAUGAGACUUUAAGGAAUUGAAAAUGAAAUUAUAUGAGUUAUAUUUAUGUAGAAAAUUUCGGAAGUAUUGAAAUAGUAUUAAAUGAAUUGGUUGCAUUUA